AUGACCAGGAGUCAAGGUUCUGACAAUUUGAUUCCACUCGAGAUAGAGAAACUCGCCAGGUUGAACCGGAGAGAAGUCAAGAGGAGACAGAUGGCUAACAACGAAGUAGCCGAGGAUCCCCAAAACCGCGUACCUCGUCUUGAUGACGACGGAGAACCACUUCUUGAUGUUGAGGGUAACCAAAUCUUCGAGGAUAACCGUAACAAGAAUGUGCAAGAACCUCGAAACAAUGGACAACCGCAACAAUGA
Arabis nemorensis is the source of this 249-nucleotide messenger RNA. Lineage: Eukaryota; Viridiplantae; Streptophyta; Magnoliopsida; Brassicales; Brassicaceae. The record is from the annotation of a GenBank genome assembly.